CGCUCGUCGAGUAGGUGACAAAGAAUUGCGCCAAAAAUUUGGCGUGAAAAUAUUUCAUAAACAUUUCAAUUGAAAAAUAUAAAUAAAUUCCUAGACAAUAUAAAAUGCAAACUGCCAAACGUGUCCUGACGCCCAGUAAGCAGCAGAAUGGCACCUCGCCCGAGUCCACAGCAAAGAAAUUCAAACAGCAGUUGGAACUGAAAGAUGAAUUGGAAAAUUUUCAAUGGGACAACGAUGAGGAUUUUGAGGAUUUGGAUGCUGUGACAGUGGCCCACAAAUUGGACCUGAGUCGAUGGCAACGUUGUGUGAUCCAAGAAGUUGAGCGGCAAACCAAAACACAUGAAUUGCGGCUAAUAGUGCGUCAAACUGUUGCCGAAGAUCACGAUAAGGAGGAGGUUAAGGAGGCGGCGGCAACAGCUGUUUGUCAUCUCCAAACGCCUUGGAAUCAAACGGCGCUAUCGACCGGUGAUCUAAUCUCAUUGCAAGGUCAAUGGCAGCCUUCAUUGGGUGCUUAUGUCAUCAAUCAGGAUCAUGGAUAUUGUGUCAUUCAUCCAGAUUUACUGAUAUCAGGCACGACGGUUACGGGUUCGUUAUUCUGCCGCCGGAAGGCAGUGCUCCAGGAACGUUUCCGUGGCCUAGAUGCGGGCAAUGCUGUGAUGGUUAUUGGUACACUGGUUCAUGAAUUGCUCGAAAAGGUUCUUAGCCAAAAACUCUACAACGCUGACCAAAUUCAAAAGGCACUUGAAAAUAUGUUUAGCAGUCCAUCACUUACCUCCAUGCUCUAUGCGGGUCGCUUAAGUCUUGGCGACUUGGAGCAACAGCUCCAUCAAUAUGUUGAACCCAUUUUGGCCUUUGUCCAACAGUAUAUGAAGGGUAUACAGCCGUCUGUGAUGCCACAUAACACAUUCCGGGGACGGAUUGAGCAAAUUCAUGAUAUUGAAGAGAAUCUCUGGGUGCCCCAAUUGGGGCUUAAGGGCAAAGUAGAUGUAUCUGUUAGAUUGGCCAAACAGAAGCAGCCCAUUCCCCUGGAGUUAAAGACUGGCCGUGCCAGCUUUUCAAUGGAACACAAGGGACAACUAAUGCUCUAUCAAAUGAUGCAAUCGGCACAAGGUCGGGAAACUAAAACUGGACUGCUUCUUUAUCUGCGCGAGGGUCUCAUGCAGGAGAUACGCGGCGAACGAAAGGAUCAGCGUAGUCUGAUUUGGUUACGCAAUGAGUUGGCUCACUAUCUGACCCGGCAAGUUCAAUUUCCCGAAGAUGGCAAUGAACACUCCGCCUCGUCGGUGUUCCAACUGCCGGAACCCAUCUAUCAUCACAAAGCCUGCGAGAAUUGUGCAUACAAUACAAUUUGUUGUAGUUUUGCCCAACGAGAGGCUUCCCAACUUCAACUGGCUGAGGAUCAUCCACUGAGUGUCCUUAUGCCAAAGGUAUUGGGACAUCUUACCGAGGCCGAUCAAUCGUAUGUUAUGCAUUGGUGUGGCCUUUUGGGCCUGGAGGAGCAACAUUCACGGCAAUCCAUUCAGGUGAAUGCUCUGUGGACAAUGAGUAGCCUUAAGAGACAGAAACAGGGUCGAGCCAUCGAUCAUUUGAAGCUUGUGCCGGAUCAGAAAGUCAUCUACGAGGAGGGUCGUUAUAGCCAGUCCUUGGCAUUACUUGACCAUAAGGAUGCUAUAUUAGAUUUAACACUGAGUGGGUUCGAUGUGGGUGAAUAUGUGAUUGUUAGUUGCCAUUCUCGACUGGCCAUUGCGGCGGGUCACAUCAUCUCAUUAACUAGUCACCGUUUGACCCUUCAGCUGGAGCGUGAUCUUAGUCAGCUUUAUGCUGGGGAGAUCUUUAUUAUGGACAAGCAUGAAUCCCAAUCGUUUUCCACCUUCAAUUACACAAAUCUGGGUCUUCUCAUCUCACCGGGUGAAAGAUAUGAUGAACUGCGCUCCAUUGUGAUAGCCCGUGAUCCACCCACAGAGCAUAAAGUGCUGCCACGUCUGAUUCUUACGGAAGGAGCCGACAUACUUGCCUCCCUCAAUAAAGUACAAAAGUCAGCUGCUCUGCGGGCAUUGACCACAAAUUCGUAUCGACUCAUCAAAGGUUUGCCUGGCACUGGAAAAACACAAACUUUGGUCGCUCUGGUCCGUCUGCUUCAUCUUCUUGGACGCAGUGUGAUAGUCACAGCCCAAACCCAUUCGGCUGUGGAUAAUUUACUACUCCGCCUGAUGCCCUACAAUCUGCCAAUGAUAAGAUUGGGCUCCCGUUCUCGUCUACACCAUCAAUUGGAGUCGAUUAGUGAAUCCAAAUUGACGGCGGAUUGCAAGUCUGUUGAACAGUUAACAGCCGCUUUGGAGAAACCAUCCAUUGUGGGUGUCACUUGCCUGGGAGCCAAUCACCCGAUGUUCCAGCAUCGUCAAUUCGAUUAUUGCAUUGUGGAUGAGGCCACUCAAGUUCUCCAGCCGACAGUGUUGCGUGUAUUAAUGCAUUGCAAACGAUUCGUCCUUGUUGGCGAUCCUGAGCAGCUGCCUCCGAUCGUAAGAUCGCUGGAGGCCCGACAAAGAGGGGCCGACGAGACGCUCUUUCGCCGCUUGGAUAGUGGAGAGAAGACCACGGCUGUGCUGACCCUACAAUAUCGCAUGAAUCGAACCAUCACUCGUUUGGCCAAUCAAUUGACUUAUGGCCAGGCCCUUAAGUGUGCCGAUGAUCAGGUGGCCAAUGCCCGACUUCAGCUAAAAGUUUCUCUGCCCGUUGCAUCGAAAUGGGUUCAUCGUGCCCUUCAAAGCCACUUGGAACAGGCAGUCAUCCUAAUGGACACCCAGGAUUGCUCUGACCGUUGUCACGAAUAUGCCAAGGGUUCAAAGAAACUUGGCGAAACCUGCUCAUCCAUUGAACAACACUAUGGUGAGGGACAAAGCGAGGAUACGAAACGUUCCAAGCGUCGCCAAUCCAAAUACACAAACUACUGUGAGGCUGCCAUUGUGAUGCAUUUACUACGACAAUUGCUAGCGAUUGGCUAUGAUGCCAACCGACUUGGUGUCAUUGCUCCCUAUCGCGCCCAGGUCGAGUUGUUGCGCAAAUUGGGCAACGCCCUCGAUCAGAAUAUCGAAUUCAAUACUGUGGAUCAAUAUCAGGGCAGAGACAAGGAUCUCAUCAUCUAUAGUUGUGCCAAAACAGGCGCCAUUCCUCUCGAUGGCAAUGAGCAAAUGGAACGUAGUCGUGAAUCUGAAAUCCUUGAGGAUCAACGUCGUCUCACCGUGGCCAUCACUCGAGCCAAGCACAAGCUAAUCAUUCUUGGCGAUGUCAAAUGUCUGGAGCGCUAUGGCCCCUUCAAACGUCUCUUUGAGCACAUACCGGAUCGUUGUCGUCUCCAGUUGAUUGAGAAUCGCAUGGAUUUCAAUUGGAAGGCGUUGCUUGAUGAACUGGCCGAGCUAAUGGGCGCUUAAAUAAAAGUGAUUAUUGAUUGAUAUUAGAUUUAUUUAUUUAUAUA
Molecule: messenger RNA, 3472 nt
Organism: Drosophila willistoni
Lineage: Eukaryota; Metazoa; Arthropoda; Insecta; Diptera; Drosophilidae
Gene: Dna2
Product: DNA replication ATP-dependent helicase/nuclease DNA2
Exons: 3
Coding region: 105-3428 (1107 amino acids)
Biological process (GO): replication fork reversal
Cellular component (GO): cytoplasm
Molecular function (GO): 5'-flap endonuclease activity; single-stranded DNA helicase activity
Source: RefSeq, a predicted model, not a curated record